Juglans microcarpa x Juglans regia is the source of this 1441-nucleotide messenger RNA. RefSeq lists its product as uncharacterized. Gene Ontology annotation, biological process: chloroplast fission. Lineage: Eukaryota; Viridiplantae; Streptophyta; Magnoliopsida; Fagales; Juglandaceae. The record is from RefSeq and is a predicted model, not a curated record. Bases 110 to 1339 code for a protein of 409 amino acids. The transcript has 7 exons.
ACAAACGAAAAUGCCAUUGGAAAGUGUGGGCUUUGUACUCUGCGCCGAUAGAUGUCACCCAUAGAACCUCUCAUCUGUAGCUGCACCCUCAGCACAUAAUCCUGCUUCAAUGGCUUCCAUUUGCUACUCACUUACGCUCCCUCCCAUCCCCAAAUCACAAAACUCGAAGGGAACUCGACCUUUCCCUUUAUACCUCUCCAACUUCAACCCAUGUCGGAUUGCCGUUCCCACAUUCCGGAGGUCAAGAACCAAAGCCACGAACUCACCCUCGUUCAACACUGUCGAAACAGGAGCUCAGAAACCAAACGAAGAACCCAUGAGCAUCGAAAAUCUUCGCGGGUUCUUCGACCUCAACUUGGGAAACUGGAACGGUUCUUUCUUUCAAUUCGAUGCUUUUGGAAAUCUGUUGCAUAAAGUGAGCACAAAGCUUGCAGUGAGUUCCUAUGGGGAAGAUGAACUCCUGAGUCUCAUUCAGACGUUAUACAUAAAGCAACCCCCAAGCACUUCAAUUUCAGGAUACGAUGAUGGGCCGGAAUGGGCAGAGUACAAAAUUAAAGAAACCAACAUGUUCACUGUAGACAAAUAUCAACAGAUCGGUUAUUUCCCAAAGGAGAGAGCAUUUGCUCUGAGAUACCAGACAGCUGGAAUGUUAGAAACCGUCUUAAGACAGGGGGUUUUAGGGGAAGAUGACAUUGGUGAAGAAUCACCAAAGGAUCUUAAGCUUCCCUCACGUCUUCCCUCUAUCGUCUGUGAGAGCUGCCUCUAUUCACUGGAGAAAGAUAUAAGAGCAAGAGCAUUCCAUAUUAUAAACCCAAAGGGAAUCAUAGAAAUGCUCAUCGUCUUCCUUGAGCAAAGAGGUGACACAUUGAGUUUUCCACCUUCGCUUGACGCCACAAUGAUGCAAGGAAAUACAAACAGGAUUGUACCAUACCUUGGUAACUGGAAAGGUCGCUCCAUCACAAAACGUAGUGGUGUGUAUGGAGCAACAAUUGCUGAAGCCAAUACAGUUGCGUCACUUGAAAUGGAUGACAAGGGUCACCUUAUUCAGGAUAUUACUUCAACAUCUUCUGUGGGUGAAAUUACCACAAAUGUGCACUGGACAGGCACCCAGACAAACAACUUGGUUACGUUUAAUGGAGGCUACCAGAUGAUGCUCUUACCUGGUGGCAUGUACAUGGGAUGCCCAUGUGAUGUGGCUAAAAGUGUUGCAGAUUCCAAGUCAUUCCAUUUGGAGUUUUGUUGGCUUGAAUCACCUACCAAGAGACAAAGAUUGAUUCGCACCUACGAUGUAGAAGGCUUGGCUGUUUCCUCAACUUAUAUUUUCGAGAUUAAAUUAUGAAUACCUCAAUUUUAUUCUACAUGUACUUUUAAGUCGAACACGGAGUUGCCAUGUUAACUUACAUAUGAUUAAGAAAAAUACCCAAAUUGCGGUGUUAAUUUA